AAAGUGCUGUAUUUGGGCGCCGCGUCCGGCACUACAGUCUCCCACGUGUCCGAUAUUGUCGGACCCGAAGGCCGCGUAUACGCCGUCGAGUUCUCUCACCGUUCGGGUCGAGACCUGUUAGGUGUGGCCCAAAAGCGGCCCAACAUUGUGCCGAUCAUCGAAGACGCGCGACACCCGCAUAAGUACCGAAUGGUGAUGUCGAUGGUGGACACGAUCUUCGCCGACGUGGCCCAACCAGAUCAGGCCCGUAUCGUUACCCUUAACGCUCAGCAUUUCCUUAAGAUUGGCGGACAUGUCGUCAUCUCUAUUAAGGCCAAUUGUAUUGACUCGACAGCACCGGCAGAGGCUGUGUUCGCACAGGAGGUUAAGAAAUUAGUUGAGGAUAAAGUGAAACCUCUAGAACAGGUCACUCUCGAGCCCUACGAGAGAGACCACGCGGUCGUUGCCAAUUGUAUUGACUCGACAGCACCGGCAGAGGCUGUGUUCGCACAGGAGGUUAAGAAAUUAGUUGAGGAUAAAGUGAAACCUCUAGAACAGGUCACUCUCGAGCCCUACGAGAGAGACCACGCGGUCGUUGUCGGCAUAUUUAGGUCAGACGUAAAGACUGCCAAUUAGUUUUAGACCAUUGAUUUGAAUUGAAUCGCUAUUAUAUUCACUCCUUUACCUAUCAAUCGAUAUAUAUUUUUCGCAUCCAAACUGAAUGUCAUAUAUUUAAAUCAUAUAUGAAUUUAAUUAGAGUUUAACUACAAUUUUGAAUG
Molecule: messenger RNA, 758 nt
Organism: Medioppia subpectinata
Lineage: Eukaryota; Metazoa; Arthropoda; Arachnida; Sarcoptiformes; Oppiidae
Source: the annotation of a GenBank genome assembly